Messenger RNA from Hordeum vulgare subsp. vulgare (domesticated barley), 1401 nucleotides. RefSeq lists its product as uncharacterized. Gene Ontology annotation, molecular function: protein binding. The record is from RefSeq and is a predicted model, not a curated record. Bases 1 to 1401 code for a protein of 466 amino acids. Lineage: Eukaryota; Viridiplantae; Streptophyta; Magnoliopsida; Poales; Poaceae. The transcript has 4 exons.
AUGCCGCCAUCGCUGCCAGAUGACCUUCUCGAGGAGAUCUUCCUCCGCCUCCCGCCGGUCGAGCCCGCGUGCCUCGUACACGCCUCCCUCAUCAGCAAGCUCUGGCUCGGCCGCCUCUCGAGCCCUCGCUUCAGCGGUCGCUACCGCGAGUUCCAUGGACCUGCCCCCAUACUGGGCUUCGUCCCCACCACGAAAUUGGGCUCACCCGUUCCCGGCGACCACCGGGUGGACUGGGACUACGCUACGUGUGACUGCCGCCAUGGCCGCCUUCUCCUUGGCAGUUUGUUUGAACAACCCAAUCGGCUGGAUGUUUGGGACCCCAUGACCGGCUGCCGGAGGGAGCUCCACGCGCCCGAAGAAUACCUGAACUAUGGGUAUGGGGCCGCGGUGCUCUGCACCAUGAGCGGCUGUGACCACCGAGCAUGUCACGCCGGCCCAUUCCGGGUGGUCUUCGUCGGGCUGGUGAUUAAUGACGAUGGUGAGCGUGUUGCACACGCGUGUGUGUCCUUACCGGAGUCCGGUGACUGCAGCAAGCCGUGCUUUGAUUCUCAUUUCGAUGAGUGGAGCGAGCCCUCCUUUGGACUUCAUCUUCCUGGCCAGACAUUCAUCGAGCCAAUGCCCCCCAUACUCGUCGAAGGCGCACCACACUUCAGGCUUGCGUAUGAUGAUGAUGAUCAUGGUGUAGGAAUUCUUAGGUAUGACCUGAGCUCUAAUUGCUUAUCAUUGAUUAAUGUGCCGCUUGCGGUGUCUGUAAAUGCCAGUGCCGCUACUAUCCUUAUGGCGAUGGAGGAUGGUAGUUUGGGGUUUGCACAUGUGGACAAGUUAACCCUCCACACGUGGUCAAGACAGUUGGGUUCCAACGGAGUUGCGUCAUGGACGCAGCGUACGGUCAUCAAUCUUAAUAAUCAACCCUCCAUUCAAAUUCCCAUUAGAAGACUUGAACUGGUUGGAUCAGUGGAGGGUAGAGAUAUCAUUUUCGUUACCACGGGCCUUGAUAUCUAUGAGAUUAGUCUCAAGACACUACGGUGGAAACAGCUACAGAAGAGAGAGAAAACUCGUGCUGUGAUCCCGUACAUGAGUUUCUUCAACCCGCCAGAAAAGGGUAUGCCCCUUGAAGUGGCGCAUUCACAAUGCCUAGCUAGCUAUGGAGAUCAGCAGCGGAGGCAGGUGCCACUCGGCAGCAAGACCAACUGCCAAGGAAAAACUUUUACUGAUUGGCAUUCGCCCAUGUCGGCACCCUGUUCUUCCUCAUCCUCGGCGCAGCAGGAGGAACUGCUUCUAUCCAUCCCUUGCCUGUUCCGUUGGGAGGGUCAGGUGUCCUCCAUCGCUGGGGAGGCCCAGCAACCUGGAUCCAGAUUCUGCAUCUGUGUUAACAGCAUCGUAAAGUACGCCGUUCCCUAA